GCAAAAAUGAAAAAAAAAAAAACCCCAAUCUUAGACAAAGGGGAAGUUUAAAUUAUUUUUUUUAGAACCCUAAAAUCGUUCCUUUUUCCUUUCUAUUUCUGUCUUAAAAACAAUCCCUAACAGAGCAAUAUCUCUUCUUUUUCUAUGGAUUCGCCUUUCAAUCGAGUCUUCUUACUCUUUGUCGUGAUCGAUCGUUGAAUGAGAAGCAAUGUCUGCAGAAAUCAUAGAUAUCGACCUGGAAGGGGAUUCAGAUGGCAACGGGAAUGAGGUACGCUUUUUGUCCACGAAUCUUCUUUUGAGAUGUGUAAAGGUUAUGCUUAAUGGGUGGGGUUGUCUUGUUAUUGUCCUGGUGUCUGAUGAGUGCAGUAAGAAAAUGGGUAAAGUGGGGUUUUCGAAUAUCUGUUUAUUGACUUACUUUCUGAAAAGGGGCAUCUGGUCCCCACCUUAUGUGUUUUUCAUGGGUCAGUGUGUUUACCUGUUAAUACAAGAUAAUGGACUUAAAUAUGUUGAUGGAAAGUGUUGGGACUGGCAUGUAGACAUAGAUAAAUUAACUGUGAGGGAGUUGUUCCAAAAGAUUUCAAUAGCACGUUAUGAUCCAGAUAUGGUAGAGCACAUAUGGUAUUUGGAACCUGGAAAGACACUCAGUGAUGGCUUGAAGCAAGUAAUAGGGGUUGAUGGUGAGUUUCGUGUGGAGGAAAGCCAAAAGGAGAGUGUAGUUGAGGAUUAUUAUGAACCUGGACAAGAUUUUACUGCAAAAGGUGUUUGGUUAGAGAAGGAAGAUGAAGCUGGUGUUGGUGUUGAGAAGGAAGAUGAAGCUGGUGCAUCAAAAAGUGAGGAGGUGGCUGAUGACCAUAAUGAUGAUCUCAAUGGGGACAAAGAGGCAGAAGGUGAUGAAGGGCAUUAUGAUCCUAUUAUGGAUAUCCCUAAGUUAACAGAUAAUGAAGAUAAGGAGGCUAUGGAGGCCAGAAAGAAGAUAUCGACCUGGAAGGGGAUUCAGAUGGCAGCGGGAAUGAGUAAGAAAGUGGGUAAAGUGGGGUUUUCGAAUAUGUGUUUAUUGACUUGCUUUCUGAAAAGGGGCAUCUGGUCCCCACCUUAUGUGUUUUUCAUGGGUCAGUGUGUUUACCUGUAUGGAAGCAAUAAGGGUGAUUGGGGGAUCGAGAAGCAUGUGCUGUUUAUUCAUAUAGGAGGUAGGUUAAUACAGGAUAAUGGACUUAAAUAUGUUGAUGGAGAGUGUUGGGACUGGCAUGUAGACAUAGAUAAAUUAACUGUGAGGGAGUUGUUCCAAAAGGUUUCAAUAGCACGUUAUGAUCCACAUAUGGUAGAGCAUAUAUGGUAUUUGGAACCUGGAAAGACACUCAGUGAUGGCUUGAAGCAAGUAAUAGGUGAUGCUUCAAUUAGAGAACUCUUGGACAUACUGAGGGUUCACAAUAAGGUUCACAUAUAUGUAAUUCAUAUACCAGAUUUCCCUUUUGUGGUUGAACAAUUUCUUGCAUUACCAGCACCUGGCGAUGAUGCAAACAAGGGUCAAGAAACUGAUAAUGGUAGUAAAGGGGUUGAGACUGAGGGUGUUACUCAUGGUAAGGGGAUUGAUGGUGAGGUUCGUGUGGAGGAAAGCCAAAAGCAGGGUGUAGUUGAGGAUUAUUAUGAACCUGGACAAGAUUUUACUGCAAAAGGUGUUUGGUUAGAGAAGGAAGAUGAAGCUGGUGUUGGUGUGGAGAAGGAAGAUGAAGCUGGUGUUGGUGUUGAGAAGGAAGAUGAAGCUGGUGUUGGUGUCGAGAAGGAAGCUGGUGCUGGGGUUGAGAAGGAACGUGCAUGUGCAUCACAAAGUGAGGAGGUGGCUGAUGACUAUAAUGAUGAUCUCGAUGGGGACAAAGAGGCAGAAGGUGAUGAAGGGCAUUAUGAUCCUGUUAUGGAUAUCCCUGAGUUAACAGAUAACGAAGAUGAGGAGGCUAUGGAGGCCAGAAAAAAGGUCAAGUCCUUUUGUUAUAAUUUCCAAGAGGAUACUGCAGGACCUAGUUCCUAUCAUGAUGGUGGUGUGAAUGCAGUAGGUCCUAGUACCCCUCUUACAGCAGUCCAUGAUGAUGGAGGAGAGCUACACACGUUGUUUAUGAAGAAGUUGAAGAUGCUCUUCCAGAUAUAAGGUUGGGGAUGAUUUUUGUGAGCAAGGCACAUUUUAAAGCUGCUGUUGACAGAUGCAAC
Messenger RNA from Rubroshorea leprosula, 2199 nucleotides. Lineage: Eukaryota; Viridiplantae; Streptophyta; Magnoliopsida; Malvales; Dipterocarpaceae. The record is from the annotation of a GenBank genome assembly.